AAAGAUCAUACUCUUCAUUUGCAGGGCAUCAUUGAGUCAAAUUUUAUAUCUCGAGAGCUUAAAAUUUAUAUCCGCAACAUUUGUCUCUGCCAUGUUCAAUCUUGCUCCAGCCAUGACUUUUGUCUUGGCCAUCUGUUUUAGAAUGGAGAAUCUAGGGCUUAAGACCAUGCAUGGAAAAGCAAAAGUGUUGGGAACAUUAGUGGGAAUUGGGGGUGCAAUGGUGCUCGCAUUCUAUAAGGGAAUACAAGUUAAGAUCUUCUCAACACAUGUUCACCUUCUACACCACCAUCAAGAUCAAGCCAUCGGACACCAUUCAUCUUUACUUGGCCCAAUAUUGUCUAUUGCUGCUUGCAUCACCUAUUCCCUUUGGUUGAUCAUCCAAGCGAAAAUGAUUGAGACAUACCCAUGUCCUUAUACAAGCACAGCAUUGAUGUCUGCAAUAGGAGCAAUCCAAUCUACUGUUUACGUACUGUGCACAGAAAAGGAUUGGAGCCAAUGGAAGUUAGGAUGGAGCAUCAAACUUCUCACCGUAGCUUACACGAGAGGCCCUCUCUAUGUUUCGACCUUUAGCCCAUUAAUGCUGAUAAUGGUAGCUAUUGCAGGAUCCUUGUUCCUGGAGGAGAAGCUUUACUUGGGAAGGCAAGGAGAUGAGGAAGUUGAAGAAGAAGACACUGUUGAUGUCGGCUGUUAACCCUCUUGAAA
This is a messenger RNA of Rubroshorea leprosula, 702 nucleotides long. NCBI's taxonomy places the organism in Eukaryota, Viridiplantae, Streptophyta, Magnoliopsida, Malvales, Dipterocarpaceae. The record is from the annotation of a GenBank genome assembly.